Molecule: messenger RNA, 1449 nt
Organism: [Candida] anglica
Lineage: Eukaryota; Fungi; Ascomycota; Pichiomycetes; Serinales; Debaryomycetaceae
Source: the annotation of a GenBank genome assembly
AUGCUUGUACCUCCUGAUAACUUUGGUCUUGUGGAGACUGGGAUCUAUCGAUGUUCUAAACUUGAAUCGGAUCAUUUCCCAUUCCUUGAGACGUUAAACUUGAAAUCUUUAAUUGUACUCGAUGCUGAGAAACCACCAAGAUUAUUAAAGACAUUUCUUGAAACAAAUAAUGUGGAUUUGUAUAACUUGGGAGGACUCAAGAUCUCAAAUCACCACCAUACAGGGGCUAAUUCGAGCUUGGGUAAUGACGAUGAUGAUACAGAAGGACCACUUUCUGAACGAAGAGUAAGUUCAGCUAGUCAGAAUGAAAUUGAACUUAUUAAACUUGAUACCAAUAAAAAGAAAAAUGAUCAUUGGAUGUUGAUUGAGAAAAACCUUAUCCUUCGUGCCUUCCAACUUUUACUUAAUAAAAACAAACAUAACGUACUCCUUGUGGAUUCUACCCUGACACUAGUUGGGAUCCUUCGAAAGAUUCAAAAAUGGAAUUUCAAUUCUAUAGUUAAUGAAUAUAGAAUUUAUUCUGGAUCUGCCUCAAAGAGUAAUUAUUAUGCAGAAAAUUUCCUUGAACUUAUGCAAACAGAGUUAAUCCCCUAUGAAAUAGAUCAGUUGACUCUGCAACUGAAACAACCUUCCAAACAUAGUCGGAAACAUCUGUCAUCGUCACAACUACAACUGCUCAAUCUUAAUGGUUCUCCAUUUAGUGGCACUCGUGAAGGAAUUCCAGUGUCACCUUCCACGUCAACUACCAUGUCUCCAGCAUCUGAAUCCAGUGAAAAUCUGCCUGCAUUACGGCCAGGAUAUGAGCCAACAUUCUUAGAUAUUGAUGAUGAUGAAGAUGAUGAUGAGUUGAACGGACAAAGUGACACUGAUACUGAUGAUGAUUUACUAUCUGCUUCACCUCAAAUUCCAGCAAAUCUUUUGAAGUUGGUGGAGAAAAGGAAACAAGAGAAGCAAAGAUCUGAUCUGAUUGAUGAUGGGAAAAAUGGAUUCACACCAGGAACGUCACCAAAGAACAUUCGAAUGAGUCGUCAAACUAGUAUAUCGAGUGACGUUCUUCUUUCGGCAAUUGGAAGAAGAAGAUCAUCCAUGGAUACUAAGCAUCGACCUAUUCAUCUUAACAACAUCAAAUUUCGUAGCAAUCUGAUUAGUGCCAAUUCUCCACUUGAUACCGGUGGAUCUUCAUUCCCUGGACUCAAACGACUCUCUGAGGGUCGUAAAAGGAGUACGGAUCAUGUUGAAAGUCGAGAAAGUCUCUCAUCAUUUGAAUUGAAACGUGUAAAAGAAAAAUAUGACUACAAAUACUACAAAAACCUUCAUAAAUUUGCUGUCAAAUAUGAAAAUGUUAAUGUGAUUAAAAUUAAAUUACCACCUGAUGAGAAGUUACCAAGCUGGUUCAUCAAGAACCGAGACUGCUGGGAAGUUAACUUUAAAAAGUUGAACAAUUUAUAA